AUGUUUAUUCAUCAUCGCGAUGAUGAUCAAAAUUCCACGAACCACAAGAUGCAUCAAGGUGGUUCACAAGAUUCUCUCAUCGUAGUUGUAGCCUCUGGAUUUACAUGGGCUGAAAAUCUAGCCAUUUCCGAAGUGAAUGGAAUCGCUUUCAUGAGUGAUAUAUAUGGAGAAAAAUUAUGGCGGAUAUACUACAAUGAAAGUAGUGAAAGAUUUGAACAGCAUGUGUUUUUAGAUGUGGAAACGAGUCCAUUCAAUCAUUAUUUCGGAUUGGCUUUGUAUGAGACUGCAAAGAAUAGUUCAAAAAGUGGUAAUUUUGAAAAUGGGAAUUCAGAGCUUCCAUUUCCUGAUGGAAGCGUAUUGUAUGUGGUAGUAAGGAAUCACGCGGAUGGUGAAUCCUAUGUAAUUUCCAUGGAUCCAAAUAUUCCUUUCAAAUAUCAAGUCGUGUCACGGUUACCAAAAGUAGGAAAUGGUUUGGCUCUCCACAAAAAAACUCAUUUACUCUACGUCACCACAGAAGGAGGAUUUCUUCCUUAUGGAGGGCAAGUGUAUCAAGUGAACCCUCGAACUCGAUCCUGCACAACCAUCCUCACCGAUUUGUAUGCAGCCGAUGGUGCGUUUAUUGAUCAAGAGAGAAAUUGGCUCUACGUUUCUCAAGUGAUUGGUUCAAAGGUUCUGGUUAUUGAUUUGGAAAAAUUGGAAACUUUGAAAAUAGCGAAUAGUGACAACUUUAAGAGAGAGGAUAUUGUGAUCCGAGAAUUUAUUGCACCUUGUGAGAUGUUGGAUGAUUUUACACUCUCUCGCGAUGGAAAGAUACUGUAUGGCGCAGAUUUCUGGGGAGGAAAAGUCGUAAAGUUCUCCGCUUGGGAUGGAUCUAAUUCGAGUGUGAUAGCAAGCGAUUUAAUUUUCCCAACUUCUGUUCGGUUAGGUCCAAGAAAUUUAAGACCUCAUUCUUCGUCACAGAUUGAAGAUGGGGAGACAAUUAGCAGUUUAUUUGUGACAGAGGGCGGGGGAUUAUUUCCAAGCAUGGUAAAAAAUAGAAAAUUGUUGGAAAUUUUAAAUAAUUAG
Messenger RNA from Naegleria fowleri, 1065 nucleotides. RefSeq lists its product as uncharacterized. The transcript has a single exon. Lineage: Eukaryota; Heterolobosea; Eutetramitea; Acrasida; Naegleriidae. Bases 1 to 1065 code for a protein of 354 amino acids. The record is from RefSeq and is a predicted model, not a curated record.